AUGCGAAACAAACUCAAACUAAGUAAAAUAAGUAAGGAUGCUUCGUGUACGAGUAAAAACCCUCUGCGAGCCACCGAGGUGAUAACGUUAUCAGAUGAUGAAACAUCACCUGUUGCAAAAGACAAAUGUUCAAAUGUUGCUGAAGGAAGUAUCUCAUCCUGUAAAGCUCAACCCCUGCAGGAGAAGAAGGGGGGGUGUUACGCCAAAGACAUCAACAUCGCUCCUAUUUUCUUACGUAUAACACAGCAGGGCAAGGGUAAAAGGAGCAGUGAUGGUGGAUUUGAUCAACCAGAAGAGGAGUUGCAGAAAUCAAUGCUUCUUCCUCAAAGUGAUGAACAGAAACCUGUGAAAAGUCGGUUAUCAUCACCUGCAGGAUUUCACCUGACAGAGAGGAAGAGGUCCUGGAAAUGGCAGUUGUCAUCCUCAGCUCUCCUCGGCUGCCUGGAGGAAAUACAAACAUCUAACCUGGCAUUUCCAGUCCAGAGAGUGUUUGGCUCUCUUCAGGAGAAAAAUGUGGGAUCCUUAGAUUCCAGUUUUGAGGAUGAACUCUGGACAGACAAGUACAGUCCUCAGCGUUCAAGUGAAGUCAUUGGCAAUUCUGCUUCGGUGAAUAAAUUGCACAGUUGGUUGAAGAAAUGGAAACUAAGAGCUGACUUUGACGAGAGGAGGAAAAAGGAGGAAAGAAAACAAGAGGAAAACAGCAGUGACUCAUGGGACUGUGGAGACUUCCAGGGUGAGGUUGGUACAGAGGGAGAAAGCUUGGAGCCGCCGUGUAACACAAUGUUGAUUACGGGACCUUCAGGUGGGGGCAAGACUGCCUCAGUGUAUGCCUGCGCCCAGGAGCUUGGCUUCAAGGUAUUUGAGGUUAACUGCUCGUCACAGCGCAGUGGCCGCCACGUUCUUUCCCAACUGAAGGAGGCAACCCAGUCACACCUAUUGGAGACGUCGGGGAAAGACCUUCUGAAACCUGCUUACUUCAACAACUACAACACCAAAAGCUGCUCACAAACAGGAAAAUCUGUGGCUCCCAAAAAUGUAAUCUCCAGCUCAAAGAAGAGACCAGCACAGAACCGCAAAGGAAAAGCUAAUCCAGCCACAGUUACUUUGGCAAACUUCUUUAAGAUGAAAGCCAAAGCAGAUCACUUACACUUUGGUGGCCUGUUGCCGUCUGAGAAUCCAGACAGGAAGAAGCCCGACAGUUCAUCUCAAGGCUCCGAUCAAACAGCGCUACAGAACAAAAAGAAAGCCACAUCACUCAUUCUGUUUGAAGAGGUUGAUGUCAUAUUUGAAGGCGAUGUUGGUUUCCUCCCAGCUAUCAAGACUUUCAUGACGACCACAAAAAGGCCGGUCAUUCUGACCACCAACGAUCCCUCAUUCAGAGAGAGAUUCUGCUGCAGCUUGGAAGAAAUCAUUUUCAAGACACCGUCAGCAAUGAAUGUGUGUAGCUACCUGCAGCUGGUGUGUUUGGCUGAGAAUGCAAAACUGGAGUUGGACGAUGUUAUCAGCCUCCUCACGCUGACCCGAGGUGACGUCAGACGCUGUCUGCUCCAGCUGCAGCUCUGGGUGAACAGUGGUGGAGGACGGACAUCUCAAAGGGGAGACAGUUUAGACUCUCAGCUUAAUCGACGUGACGCAGGCUGCUCUGCCAGCAUGCUGGGUCUCCACUCUGUGACCCAGAACCAUCUGUUGAACCUCCUAAAGGUAAUUAUUGAUAGAGUCAUUACUUCCUGGACUGACUCAGACAUGAACAAGCUCCUGCAGCUCCUUGCUGAGAGCUGGAGAAGAAAUAUUCCUCUGCUCUACUCCAACCAGGAGCUUUUUCUACCCAUCAGGGCCAAGGGAGCUCCAGUCCAAUACCUGGACAAGGUGACCUCUUCUGGGCAGCAAAGUGAGCUGGCACCCUCUGACAUCCAGCUGAAUGGAAAUGUUGAUUCAAUGGCAACAGCAGCAAAAAGCAACUCAGUUAGGAGUGUAUCCAGGCUUAGCCGAAGGAAAUAUACUUCAGCUGCAUUUAAUGCCACAUCAUCUUCCAAUUUGACAGAAAAACCUCAAACAACCUCAUUAACUUUCCAUGCAACUCAUUUUAGAGCCCUGAGUUCGGAUGACAGGACUGAACUAAACGCAGCCAAAGUAACAACUGAUUGUUUGGACGCCCUGACCGACUUCUUUGACCUCAUGUCAUAUCUGGAUGCCACAAUACCAUCUGCAGAACCACUUAUUUCAGACCCAUGCAGACCAGAGUUUGUCUGGACAGGAGCAGAGAUGAAGGACAGCUUGCUGGAUGAAAUGAGAGAGGGGGAGCAGGAGGGUCGAUGUUGUCGCCAGGACAUGUUGUUAGAUAUUCAGGCUGCUGUUGAGGGUUUGGGGUUUCGCAGAUGCUGGAGGAGAGCGUCUGAAUCGUGGACCGAAGCCCAUAGAUGCAUACAGAAACUGGGAGGCACAAGGUGGGGGAGGCUGAUGGAGACACCGAAACUUCCUGUGUCUGUCAAUAAAAAGAGCCUCAGCUAUAGUUUUCAACCUCUCUGUGCACCAAGUGUGUCCCAAAGUAGAUAUGAGCUGAGCAGGACGGUGCUUGGCAGUCAGUCCUUCAGCCUACUGGGGAACAGGCAGGCUGUCACUGUCGACUACAUGCCUGUCCUCCGCUCCAUCUGUCGCUCUCAGAGACCACAGCAACAAAGAGAGGAGCCAGUCAGGUGUCUGAACUACCUCAGCAGCAAACAUCUGGGCCUCCCAAGGUCAACAUUGCAAUGCCUGGCAGAAGAUUUCUCAUAGAGCAGUCCGCCACAAAGGCUGUUACACAUCACAUUUUCAAUCUCAUCUU
Scomber scombrus (Atlantic mackerel) is the source of this 2821-nucleotide messenger RNA. RefSeq names its product ATPase family AAA domain containing 5b (gene atad5b). The record is from RefSeq and is a predicted model, not a curated record. Lineage: Eukaryota; Metazoa; Chordata; Actinopteri; Scombriformes; Scombridae. Gene Ontology annotation, cellular component: nucleus. Gene Ontology annotation, molecular function: ATP hydrolysis activity; DNA binding; ATP binding. The transcript has 13 exons. The coding region runs from base 1 to 2772 and encodes 923 amino acids.